CUGGGACAUGCCGUACCUGGACAGACAGAAUCGUGUCUGUGGAUUUUUGGACAUUGAGGAGCAUGAGAACAGUGGCAAGUUUCACCGACGCUACUUUAUACUGGACACUUCACACAACUUGCUCCUCUGGUACAUGGACAAUCCUCAGAAUUUGCCAGAGGGAACAGAUUGUGUUGGAAGUUUGCGACUGAGUUACAUAUCAAAGGUUAGUGAAGCCUCAGUCAAGCAGAAGCCAAAAGCUGAAUACUGUUUUGUGAUAAAUGCUUUGUCUCGACGGUACUUCCUCCAAGCCAACGAUGCUGUGGACUUAAAGGAGUGGGUUAUUGCUCUGAAUAAAGCCACCAAAAUUACAGUUCCCAAAGUAUCAGCAGGUACUCCGAGUUCCGAUGCUGCCACUGUGACGAGCCAAACUCAAUCAACGUUGCGACAGGCUUACAAAACAGAGAUUGUGGGAGGUGUGGUUGUUCACACACCAGUCCAACAGAAUGACUCAGAUGAUGUAUUUACUACUGAGGUGUCAUCACAUGUAACUCUAAGAAGAUGUCAGAGCCUACGGCCCAACGUUGUGAGAUCAGGCUACUGUGUCAAACAAGGCAACGUGAGAAAGAGCUGGAAGAGAAGAUAUUUCAUUUUAGAUGACCAAACUGUGAGUUACUAUAAGAAUGAAACGGAUAAAGACCCACUGCGCAGUAUUCGACUGAGGGACAUACAGAAAGUUCAUGAGUGCCUUGUAAAAUCAGGAGAUCUGCUGUCACGUGAUAACCUUUUUGAGAUCAUCACGAAUGCAAGAACCUUCUACAUUCAGACAGACACGCCUGAAGAAAUGAAUGGCUGGAUAAAAGAUAUUGCAUCCAAAAUCCAAGACUUUAGAGGAUUAACAAAGAGUUAUCGUUUUAGCUCUGGUUCAUCAAAGCCUCCAUUGAUGAAAUCCAUCUCCACAGCACAGUCCUGGCAGCCAUGGACCCCCGUCCCGAAAAAGAUGCCGCAAAGGAAGGAUGAAGAGUCAAGAGAGAGCACUUUUAGUUCACUGCCAUCUCUCUCACCUACAAAGGAGUGCUCUCAGCCUCUACUUUUCCAGAGGGUGCGUCACCACUCUCAGCCACAGGAAUCUAUCAGAGACAGAGACUAUCCUAGACCUACAGACAAACAUAUGCACACCUCUGAUGUUUAGAUGUGUCUUCUGCUGCUACUGCUCGCCAAAACACUGUACUGUACACUGAUCAGCCAU
Trichomycterus rosablanca is the source of this 1228-nucleotide messenger RNA. It is a transcript of the gene plekha2, whose product is annotated as pleckstrin homology domain containing A2. Lineage: Eukaryota; Metazoa; Chordata; Actinopteri; Siluriformes; Trichomycteridae. The transcript has 11 exons. Bases 8 to 1171 code for a protein of 387 amino acids. The record is from RefSeq and is a predicted model, not a curated record.